AUGUCGGCCGCUGCUGAGACCGCGCCGCUGGCGAGGUGCGCACGAGGGCAGAGAGGCUGGUACACGAGCGAAGCGCAGCACGAGAACUCCGAAGCGUCUAAGGAGAUUAAGGCGGCCCAGCAGCAACUGCGUGGGGCCUCAAAGAACAGCGCCUGCGAGGCGACCCUGAAGGCGAUGCUCAAGGCGGCGCGGAAGAAGCGCAGCAUCGCGAGGUGGAGUGCACUGGAAACGUUCUUCGAGGGCUAUGUACGGCAGCUCGAGAAGAAGAGCCGCGAGGGGGAUCAGGCGGGUUUCUACAGGCACCUGAAGAUGAUCGACGUCGAAGGUAAGAGAUCGUUCACCUCUCAGAACAUCAAGGACGAGGACGGCAAGGUCCUUCGGGACCCCACGUUUAUUCGCCAACGGUGGACACGGUGGUUCCACAAGCUUCUCAACACCAAGUCGCCGACCAUCGACCUGCAUGCGGCUGACAAGGUCAAGUGGUGGCCCACGUGCGUGCCACUCGACGACAUCCCAUCUCUACUUGAGGUUGAGGAAGCGGUACGGGAAAUGGCCAACAGAAAGGCCGUCGGGCCGGACGACCUACCGGCUGAGCUGAUCAAGCUUUUCCUGGACGGAGAUCAAGGUCUCCUCCGCGAAUUCCACGCCAUUGUCGUGGACGUGUGGCAGACUGGGGACGUACCACAGCAGUGGAAGGAUGCCACCAUCAAAGUGCUGUUCAAGAAGGGGGACACGAUGGAGUGCGGCAACUACCGGGGCAUCUCGCUCGUCGCACACGCCGGCAAGGUGCUGCUUAAGGUCGUCGCUACACGACUGAGCCACUACUGCGAGCGAGAGGGCAUCCUCCCGGAGGAACAGAGCGGUUUCCGCCCACACCGGUCGACGCUCGACAUGCUGUUCGCCAUCCAGCGGCUCCAUGAGCUCGCGAGGAAGAAGAGUACUGCGGUGUUCGCGUGCUUCGUCGACCUCACCAAGGCAUACGAUUCGGUGGACCGAGACCUACUGUGGGACGUGCUCCGACGCUUCGGCGUGCCCCCGAAGAUGCUGGCGGUCAUUCGCCACUUCCACGAGGGCAUGAGGGCGCGCGUCCGAACGGACGACGGGCAGUACUCGGAAUGGUUCGACGUGGGCCAAGGCCUCCGACAGGGAUGCAACCUGGCCCCGCUGCUGUUCAACUUGUUCUUUGCCGCGAUGCUCAUGGUCGCCGUGGCCGAGUUCGACAAGGACCCCAAGGUGACGGCGGACAUGGUCAAGAUCGGGACACAAGUGGAGUACACGGGCAAGAAGGGCAGGUCGGCGGGGAGGAAGACGACGGUGGUGACGGACGCGGAGGCCUUGUGGGCCAUGCUCUACGCUGACGACGCGGCCAUCGUCUCGCGCUCGCCGGAGAGUCUCGAGAAGAUGAUGUCGGUCAUCGUGCGCGUGGCCGGCCUGUUCGGACUGAUGGUGUCGGAGCCAAAGACGGAGAUCAUGUGCAUGCUGCCAAAAGGGAUCGAGGAACACCCGUUCACGGUCAGCGCCGCCGGCCAGACGUACAAGCAGACAGAUCGGUUUGUGUACCUCGGACGUACCAUCUCCGCGGACGGGAAGGCCGACCGGGAGAUCACGAGCCGCAGCUGCCGAGCGUGGAAGUGCUACCGCCGGAACAGUGCUUCGAUGUACGACAGGCGACGGGCCAACCGCCAGCACAAGAUCCGGCUUCUCCAGGCUGAAGUGGUGGAGACUCUCCUGUAUGGGUGCGCCUCGUGGAGCCUAACAGCGGAGCACUACACGAAGCUCAAUGGGACCCACCGCCAGUUCCUCACACGGUGCAUCGGCUGGAGCAAGCGGAAACGCUCCGACCGCCCCCUGUCCUAUGCCCAGGCCCUCAUCCAGGCAGGCUGCGAAGAAACCAUCGAGGUCACCGUGCGCAAACGGAGGCUGUGUUUUCGCGGGCUUUGUUAUGCGCAUGGAGGACAGCCGCCUCCCAAAGCGCAUGCUGUUAGGAACGAUGGCGGGGGGCGUGGANGAUGUAUGUCCUUUUUAUUGCCUUCGGCCUCUGUGCUGUUUCUUUUUUUUUCAUGACCUCCCUGCCUACUCUGCUGUGUUGGGUACCUUGAUCUCGCUUUGCUGUUGCCUUUGUUU
This is a messenger RNA of Ectocarpus sp. CCAP 1310/34, 2124 nucleotides long. The record is from the annotation of a GenBank genome assembly. NCBI's taxonomy places the organism in Eukaryota, Phaeophyceae, Ectocarpales, Ectocarpaceae.